UCAGGACACAUCAUUCCCUCUGUGAUACAGUGGCAACUGAAACAUGGAAGACCCAGACUCAAGGUUAUUCAAAUUUGAAGGAUAUUAUUUUCAUAAUAUAAAUAUUGAUACUGACUUUAUAGAAACAUUAAAAGAUUUUGAAACCAGAGAAGAUGAUAUCUUCCUAGUCACAUAUCCCAAAUCUGGAACCAUAUGGCUUCAACAGAUACUAAAAUUGAUUUAUUUUGAAGAAUAUCGAAAAAACACUGGAAAUCUGGAGACAGAUUUUCAAGUUCCCUUUUUCGAGUACUCUAAUCAAAUUAUGGAUUUUUUAAAAAUGCCAUCUCCUCGUCUCUUUUCUACUCACCUCCCAUACUACUUGGUUCCAAGUGGAUUGAAGAACAAAAAAGCCAAAAUUAUUUAUGUAUACAGAAACCCUAAGGACAUUAUGUGCUCAUAUUUUCACUUUUCAAAGAAGAUGCCAUUACCUGUUACAAGUACCAUUGAGGAAUUCAUGAAACUAUUUCUAGAAGGAAGAGUGAUGGGAAGCCUUUGGUUUGACCACAUCAAAGGUUGGUACAAGCACAAAAACCUCUUCAACAUUGAGUUCAUGAUGUAUGAGGAGAUGAAGAAGGAUCUCAGAGGUUCUAUAGUAAAAAUCUGCAAAUUUCUGGAGAAGGAAUUAAGUGAUGAGGACAUGGAUGCUGUGGUGACACAGGCCAUGUUUGAGAACAUGAAGUCUGACCCACGGGCAAACUAUGACGAUAUACUAAAGGUUCAAUUUGGGAUAGAAGAAAAAGGUCACUUCCUUCGCAAAGGUACCAUUGGAGACUGGAAAAAUUACAUGACUGUUGAGCAGAAUGAAAAGUUUGACAAGAUUUUCCAAAGGAAGAUGAAAGAUUUUCCCUUAAAGUUCAUCUGGGAUAUGAAUGAAGAAUAGAAUUCUAAGCAAUGCAAACUGUUUUAAGAAA
Hyaena hyaena (striped hyena) is the source of this 950-nucleotide messenger RNA. RefSeq names its product amine sulfotransferase-like. The transcript has 7 exons. The record is from RefSeq and is a predicted model, not a curated record. Gene Ontology annotation, biological process: sulfation. Gene Ontology annotation, cellular component: cytoplasm. Gene Ontology annotation, molecular function: sulfotransferase activity. The coding region runs from base 44 to 919 and encodes 291 amino acids. Lineage: Eukaryota; Metazoa; Chordata; Mammalia; Carnivora; Hyaenidae.